Molecule: messenger RNA, 5224 nt
Organism: Anastrepha obliqua
Lineage: Eukaryota; Metazoa; Arthropoda; Insecta; Diptera; Tephritidae
Exons: 5
Coding region: 149-2578 (809 amino acids)
Biological process (GO): regulation of transcription by RNA polymerase II
Cellular component (GO): transcription regulator complex; nucleus
Source: RefSeq, a predicted model, not a curated record
ACAGAAAGUGGAAAAAUUGUUUUUCUGAUUUCUAUUUAAGCCAAAUAUAAUCUUCCGCAUUUAAAGGCUAUGGGAAAAGUAUGUUUAUAUUAAUGAGUAAGAACAAUGUGCAGAAAGUGACAACAACGCGAAAGAAUAUAAGAGUGUGAUGAUGGAUACUUUGGCAUUGACUGAAACAGGUAGCACCACAUCCAUGCAUGUGCAAGUCCAUUUGGAUGGGCAAUCGCCACAAUUAGAGCAACAACGGCAUCAUUUAAAUCAGCAACAACAGCAUAACAUCGUUAGUCUAGGCGAUAUCUCGGAACUAACACACGAAUUACAUGAAGACAUUGUGUCCAUACCCAAAGAGGUUGUGCUCAUAUCGUUGGUAGCGCAAGAGCAGGCCCUUUAUAAUCCCAAGCAUGAGUACUAUCGUAAUAGUCACCGAAAGGAUGCCAAAUGGAUGGAAAUUGCAGAAACUGUUGGUUGGUCGGAGGCACAAUGCAAGUCCAAAUGGAAAGCCAUGCGAGACCAAUAUUGUCGCGAAUUGAAACGCAGCAAGUUCAAUGCCAAAGCUAAUGUCAAAUGGCGGUACUUUAAGGAGUUGGAUUUUCUACGGCCAUUUGCGUUGUCAAGGAACUAUCGACCACGUGCCAACACUACAAUUGCCAAAAGCGACAAUUUAACUGGGUGUAAUGCUAGUGGUAACAUUAAAUGCAACAAACUACCGAGUAUCAAAAUCGAAAACGGCCAAUUCACUAGCUGUGAGUUUAAUACGGAUGAAAAUGUGUUGGAUGCGGAAGACAAACAUGAGGCAACAACUACACGUCUAUUAACAUCGUUGACGGACGAGCAGUUAAACUCAGUUAUGCAACAACACAGUGGAAGUUGGAAUUACCUUACCGCAGCGAACACAACAGAUACUCGUAACAUGCAAGCACAUCAGCACAGCGUCAAUGAACUGGAUGAUAACAACUUAUUGCAGCAUGCACAACAACACUCGGGCGCUGAUGACAUGCUGUGUGCCUUGGUGGAAAGCGUAACGGCUGCAGCAGGUCAAAUGCAUCAGUCGCAAUCACAUAAUGACGAAGAAGAUGACGACCCCAUACACACUUUUCUGAAUAUGGAAGGCUUUUUCGAAAAAGACCUCAUCAGCAUGGUACAACAAGAGGAUAUCUUGUAUAAUAAUUUUCAUCCGAAUUAUAGAAAUUCGAAAGUAAAACUUGAAGUUUGGGACGAGAUUGCGCAAAAAUUAAAAAAACCAAUUGGGCGCUGCCGCUUAAAAUGGAAGGCACUGCGAGAUCAAUACAUCCGGGAGCAUAAACGGCUAAAGGAUCGUGAAAAUUCCGCAUCACUGCCACGUUGGAAACACUACGAUGCACUUAGCUUUCUCAAAAAAUUUAUCAAACAUAAAACAAGGGAUUUUGAUGCCAAAAAUAUUGUACAACUACCCAAAAAUGAGACAGACACAGAUUUAGAAGAGCAAAUAAUUGACAGUUCACCAUUGCGUUCGCCUGCAGAAGUGGCAGUAGAGGCACACGAGCUGGAAUCGCAAACAUUACCUACACUAUCAGGCCCGCAUACACAACACCACCAGCACCAACACCAACACCAGCACCAGUUGCAGCACGACAUUUGUGUUGUUAGUGGUAGCAGCGUUGGUGGUUAUGACGAGAUGGACAUUGACCACUACAUAAUUGGGCAUGCCAGCGAUACAGGUGUGAACGACGACGGCGAUGACAUGGAUGCAGAAGAUGACGAUGAAGAUCGCAAAUCACACCAGCACUUUCCGGAUUAUGCACCAAGUUCGACAAGCAACACAACUAUCAAUAAUAAUUCAAAUCAGCCAGAAUGCGGUAAUAAUCUAGAGAGACAGGAGAACGAGUACAAAGAUAUAAAGGAAAAUAAUGCAGAACAACAAGGCGUAACAUUACAGCAACAGCAACAACAUCAACCACAAGAGCAGCAAACGUUAUUGAAAGUAGCAACGCAAUCUACGCAGCAGCAUCAUCAGUCGCAACAGCAACAGCAUCACCACCAGCAACAGCAACAACAUUUGCUUACCCUAGAAGUUGGUGGCGAAUCGCACACUGCCACACUCACCACUAGCGAUGAAUCGAUCAUACAACAUCAGCAACAUGACUACGCUAAUGAUAUGAAACAACAACAGCUGCCGCAACAAACUCAUGCACACGGUUUGAUUAAUGGCGGGAACACAAACUUAACUGCCAACAACAACAGUGCAAAUGUGUUGGGUGAAAAUUGCGGCAUGGCGGCGAUAAUAAACGCAAGUGCCUCACUCAGCAUGGAUAGCAUCAAUCUACAAACUCUAACGAAUAGCAGUCCCAUGACAAGUAGUGUGUCAACAGCGGCGACUAGCGGGACAAUGAGUGGUGCUGUACCCAUUGCUGCAGCUGUCACGUCUACCUCAACAAUUGCCAACCCAACAUCGACUGAACACUUGGGAGAUGACGAGGUUGGUGCUUUCUUUAAAGCAGUUGCAAUGAAAAUUCGCAGCGCUAAAAUGUCGCCGGUGGCAUUCACUGACCUACAAAUCGAUAUACUGCGCGUCAUCAACGAGACAUUGCGAAAUCAUUAAUUGAAAAAAGAUGCAGCAAAGGCUCUUUUAAAUUAUUUAUAUGCAACACUUGGUUGGUUUUUUAAGAUUUUGCUUUUAAUUGCUCUCGGUAACUAUGUUUACUUAUGUAUAUUAAAAACUGUCUCUGUUGCCCAUAGUACGACUACAAGCACUGUACGUACAUAUGCAUGUGUGUGUGAUUAUGAGAACCUGAGUUGGUUAGAGCUUACAUUUGUUGCUCUUAAUAAUUACAUGUAAAAACUUAGCUAAUCACAGCAGUUCAAAAAAAGAAAAACCUGUUAGAUUUCUCGACUGAUUCUGGUAUAUCUGAAUCACGGAUAUCAAAAAAUAGUUCAUCUGAUUUGGUUUCCACGAGCUCUGGAAACAUCAUGUGCUGCAUGAGAAACAUGAGUUGAUUUGUAUGGGCAUAAGAAAACCUUUUAAUAGAUUUUGCCUCUCAGUAGGCAGAGCUUAACUUUCGGCUGUAUGCAUUUCUGAUAUGAAAAAAGCUUCUCAUCCACCGCCUGUAGGUGGCAUAAAACUGCAGAUGCAGUUAGAUUCCGCCAUUUGUAGGACCAUGUCAAUAUGACGAAUGCCGUAGCUUCUAAGCUCGCUUGAUAUAGAAUUCUAGCUUUAAAUUUCUAUCUUAAAAUAUCAAAAGAUAGUCUACUACUAGAGCAAGAAAUUAUGUUCACAAAGCAAAGUAACAAAGAAAAAAAAAAAAAAAACAAAUGUACACGGCAAGAAAAUAAAUUUAAUUUUCAUAUCCUGUUAGAUUUAAAUAAUUCAUAUAAAAUUAUCCUGUAUUCUGUAACAUCUUACACUUGGCCGCUUAGAGCUCUGAAGCAUCUAAACUAGCGACUGCAAGGCUAUAAAUUAAUGCUGAAAUCUGAUUGUUGUGUGGUUUUUUUUAAUUUUUUUUAUUAUAAGAAUUUUUAUCCACACGUAUGGCUAUUUUAUAUAAAAUCAACACUUUCAAUUCGUUAAAACGGUAGGUAAAACAUCAAUUUCUGAAAUUACACAACAAAAAAAGAAAUACCCAGACAAAAAUUUAAUUUUGAGUAGUAGAUUACGGAUCUAUAUUCCGUUCUUUUGUAACAGGUAAUUUUAUUUUAUCAAGUAUUUUUUAGUGAAAAAAUUCGAAGUUUAUUACUUACUUACUUAUAUGGCCUGAUCAACGACGAGAAUCCGUUACCGGAUUAAACCCGAAUGCAGUUUUUUGGUACUAUGAUUAAAAAAAAAUCAACAUUAAUAUAAAAAGUUGUUUAUUAAUAUUUUCCAAUUUUGGACACUUCAGCAUAUUUCUGCCAAAAUUUUGUAUUUAAAAAAGCUCAACAUUAACAUCGAAAGAUGUUCAUUUUCAAUGUACUACAAAUCAUCCUUUUCAUUUUUUUGACCUAUUUCUACCAAAUUUUUAUAUUUUUAAAACUUUUUGUAAUUUGUAGUAAUUUUUUCGAAUUAAGAUAAUUAGGCAAGCCCUGAAAAUCGUGUGAUUUAAUGCCGUAUCCGAAAUAUCGAUUCGCACGAAAUGGUUCAAGUCAUGACAAAUUAAUGAAAGUGACUUCGCUAAAGCAACAACAGCAUUUACAAGUACAUAUUUUGUUUUUGCACCUUUGAUGAAUGUGAAAAUUACAUUGAGAAUUGAGUCAGAAUUGAGAAUGUAAACAAGCAAAGCAACAACAAAGAAGCUGGGCACCUCGACAUGCAAGGCAGCAAACCGGGAGAAAAACAAAUCAGCUGCUAUAGCGAAGUUACGUUAUGUGGUUUCUCAUUGGCUGAAGGUUGCUAUUUAAUUUUGAAACACACUGGAGAAAUUAUUACACUGGUGAAAUUAUUACACCGGAGAAGUUACACGGCGUAUUUUAAAAGAACAGCAUAACCCGUUGGAUAUUCCAAAGCCACUCUGUCGUCUUUUACAGAAUUAUUGGUUAUGUUUACAUGCAACUGCAUGAAACUUAAAGAAGUUUUUUUUUUUUAAGUUUUUUUAAAGUGUUUUUUUUAGUUUUCUCUUAAAAAGUUUUUAUUUUUUUUUUAAGUUUCAUCAUGAAAUUAAGUGUUUAAUAACCAUAUUUUAAUACAAAACGAUGCAAUACUUACGAGUACAUUUUUACUGCGGUGUUUUAAAAUUUCGCUUGCCUUCGAUCUAAUAUUUAAAAAAUCGACGAUUGAUUUGAACCACUGAUCCAUGCCAUAAAGAAAUGCAUCCAAUGCCCGAAUACUUUACAAUAGCUGCGUUGGCAAAUCAUUAUAUUUUCCAGCGACUGAGACUUUUUUCUUUAAAAAAUAAUCGAUAAAUCGCUUGAGAGUCUUGAGAAACUUUAUAUCGAAAUAUUUUGAAAAAUCUAACUGAUCCAGAAAAAUGCAACACACAGAGACAAUACAAACUUAGAAUCGAAAUAUUUUGAGAAAAUUACCUGCUCCAGAAAAACGGAACACAGAUUCGUAAUCUAUGGCCUAAAAUAAAAUUUAAGUGUCUCGGGGAUUUUAUGUGUAAUUUUAGCGUCCCUACAGUGUAGCAUAAACUUUUUCGCUUUGAAUUAUAUACAUUAGGUGAAGAAUUAUAGGCAAUUCGUAUGUACAUAAAUAUUUACGAACUUAAGCACUUGUAAAAAUAUUAUUAAAAGAAACUUAGAGAUAUGUAAAUAAACAUUUUAGCUAAACCAAAAA